AUGACUCGGCCUAAGAAAUUCAGAGGUGUCAGGCGACGCCAUUGGGGUUCCUGGGUGUCUGAGAUUCGUCAUCCAUUACUGAAAAGAAGGGUGUGGCUUGGGACGUUUGAGACAGCAGAAGACGCAGCCCAUGCAUACGACGAGGCAGCUAUCUUGAUGAGUGGCCGGAAUGCCAAAACAAACUUCCCUAUUAAACCAAACCAUCAAGUCUAUAAUAAUAAUAGAAUGGCUGCAGCAGCAACGACGUCGUUUUCGGCCAUUCUUGGUGAAAAGCUUCGGAAGUUCAGCAAGACUACACCGUCACCCUCCCUCACUUGCCUCAGGCUCGACACUGAGAAUUCCCACAUCGGCGUUUGGCAGAAACGGGCCGGGUCUCGCUCUGGCUCCAACUGGGUCAUGAUGGUUCAGCUAGCAACCGCUACCACCAAUAACAUUAAUAAUAAUAACAGCAAAGAUCAUCAUCACCAUCAACCUCUGCAACAAGUACUAGUCCCUGGUGAUGAUGAUCAAGUUCUAGUGCAGCCGACGAGGCCAGAAGAAGGUGGCGGCACUAUCGGACUGGAUGAGGAGGAGAGAGUAGCCUUGCAGAUGAUUGAGGAGCUCCUUAAUAAUAAUAAUUAGUUGAGUUCAUGAUUAUGAUUAUCAUUAUGAUUAUGAUUAUAUAGCUACCUUGAAUGUAGGGACCAUACAUUAUGGGAAGCUUCUAUAAAUGCUUGGCGUCUAAAUUAAGUGAUUAUUCUG
Molecule: messenger RNA, 741 nt
Organism: Humulus lupulus (European hop)
Lineage: Eukaryota; Viridiplantae; Streptophyta; Magnoliopsida; Rosales; Cannabaceae
Product: ethylene-responsive transcription factor WIN1-like
Exons: 2
Coding region: 1-621 (206 amino acids)
Biological process (GO): regulation of DNA-templated transcription
Molecular function (GO): DNA-binding transcription factor activity; DNA binding
Source: RefSeq, a predicted model, not a curated record